Messenger RNA from Aureobasidium vineae, 627 nucleotides. NCBI's taxonomy places the organism in Eukaryota, Fungi, Ascomycota, Dothideomycetes, Dothideales, Saccotheciaceae. The record is from the annotation of a GenBank genome assembly.
AUGCCUGCAUACCACUCGGUCUUCCUCGAUGAGCCCAACCAACAAGUCAUUGGCAACUUUGCCCUGCUCCCUCUCCGUACCAGAACUCGUGGCCCCGCUAUGCAACUUCCCGCCCUUUCCGGCGACGUGACAGAACUCACUAUCGAUGCCUCACACGAAAGCUACGACCCGCUGGACGAGACGCUGGCCCUGUUCCGUGCCAACACCUUCUUCCGCAACUUCGAAAUCAAAGGUCCCGCCGACCGUGUCCUCAUCUACGGUAUCCUGUUCGUCAGCGAAGUCAUCCAAAAGAUCAAGCCUCAGAUGUCCAGGAGAGAAGCCGAGAAGGCCGUCAUGAACCUCGCUCUCGACACAAACUUCGCCGUCCCUGGCGAUGCCACAUUCCCUCUCAACCAGGCCUUCGAGCCUCCGCGGGACAGACAAGAAGCCGAGGUCUUGAGACAGUACAUCAGCCAAAUGAGACAAGAGCUGGCCAACAGAUUGUUGAACAGGAUAUACGCAGACGGUGAUGCUCCUAGCAAGGUAAGACUGCUCCCUGCACCAGGUACCAGUAGAAAUGCUAAGCUAGUGCUGCCAGNNUGGUGGUUGAGUUUCACCAAGAGAAAGUUCAUGGGCAAGGCCCUCUAG